UCACGCCGGGAGGCGGAGACGGGGCCGGGGCCGCCGCUGCCGGCUCAGCCCGGGUCCUCCCGGCUCUCCGCGCCCUCCCGGCUGGGCCUCCGCUGCCUCCUCCCUUCCCCGGGGGUCAGCCGGCAGCGAUGCGAGGCGCAGCCUCCUCUUCUUCCCCGUAGCCGCCGGCGGGCCUUUGCCCCGCAGCUCAGCCCCGGCGGCGCCUGAGGGGGCCCCGCCGCGGGGGUGACCCGCCCAAGGGGCCGGCCGGGCCCCCGGCGCCCCUCCCGCAGGGCUGAACGGGCCCUAACGGCCGCCGGUGGGGCUCGGCCUAGCCCGGCGGGGAGGCGUCUUCGAGGAGGAACCCCUCGGUGCUACCGCCGGCGGCGGGGGGAAAGCGGCCGGCGCCAUGUGGCAGAGCAUCGGGCUGACCUUGCUGGUGAUCGUGGCCACCCUGGCCUGCGUGCUGCUCUUCAUGCUGUGCGGCUGGUACGUGGUUUGGCAAUUGUUUUUGUCUAAAUUCAAAUUCCUGAGAGAAUUGAUAGGUGAUACGGGGUCCCAGCAGGGAGACAACGAGCCUUCAGAGCCUGAAGCGGAACAGGAGCCUCCACCCUCGCCUCAGAGAGGUAGACCGAAAUCUGCUCGGCAGCGAAGGGCACCUACAGAAGACACAACUUAAAGUACUCCAUGGAACUUCUGACUAACCAUGAAUUGUUAAGCACCUCUGCACUGUGUCGUUCAGUGGUUUGAUCUUACUGAAAAACUGAAUCAAGAGGUAAUAAAACCUGUGGACCUUUACUUCUGAACUACCAAGGUAUGCUACUUUGGUAGAGGUUCAGGGAGGGCUUCAGCAGCAAGUCAUAGAAUACUGGAAGAAAGGAAGGGUGGAGAGAAAUCUCCAUCAGAAAAAUGCUGAGCUGCUGUAGCUCCUAUCUCUGCACACAGAUUCAAAACAGGUCCUGGACCAUAGGCUUAGCCUUUGCAUUAGUCUGAACAUAGUAAACAUUUCAGACUUGAAAUGGUUUCUAAAUUAUUUUUUCUUUACAGCACUGUAACUGCAUAUAGUGAAAUUGAGUUUUAUUUCCUUAGCUAUAUAUGAAUAUAUAUUUUUUUCUUCAACCUUGAGAAUGCACAUCAACUUGGAAAACGGUUGAAAGAAUAUUCUGCGUUAGAAAGUAUUCUAAAGUGAGAUGUUAGCUAUGUUCUUAUAGAUAUAAAAAGUAUAAAUGAAAUAUGAAAAAUCAAUAUUAGAUGCACAUGAUUUGGAGGUUUUUAUUAUCUCCUUUUUUUUUUUAAAAAAGACAAAACAAGGAAUCAGGUGGUAAGACCUGUUUUCUUGGUUUUGGUGUAAGAAGGGUUACAGGUUAAACAAUCCUACUAGGUUUCUGUAGGUUUUUCCUGAACCUUUAACUCGAAGUCCAACUUGUGUUGGAGAAGGGAAGGUGCCUGGGUUAUGUACUCACUGUUUAGUAUUCUGAAGUGUCAUCUUUGGUUUUUGGAUACUAAGCACUUCUCUAGUUCACUUUGUACACCUUUACAUCGGGUCUAUGUACCUGACAUAUCCUCUUUCCUGAAACCAGUUAAGGCAUUCUGACCAAUUUGGUGGACAUCACUGUAACACUUUGAUAGUGUUAUAGCAAUGAAUUUGGUACCUCAUAUUUGCUGGAGGACUUACUGAUUUUUACCAGUAAUAAGCAGUUGUUCCUGUUUUCUUUGAGAGUGAGAUACACAGCUAUUUUGACGUUGCACUUCAGAAUAAAAGAGCUCCACUUCUCAUUAUCUACCAACUCGGGAAGAUUGAUGCAUGAGACUUUGGAAAGAGGAGGAACAUGCACGUACCACCUCUGAUGUGUGUGUGAGAGCGAGCUACCAGCACAUCUUGUCGACAGCGUUAGUUUUCUCUCAGAGCUUGGAUACGUGGUGGUGUUUGGAUCAUUGUUCCCUGUAUAAAAACUUUUAAACCCGACUACAAAAUUGGUCUUGUACUUUCAGCUGUUAAGAAGUUUAAACCUAUGACUCCCAAACUUGUGGUUUGGUUCAUUAUAUGGCUAAAAGCAGCAAAAUUUAGCUUUUUCAUCAAGUAGGCCUACUUCUGGGAAAAGAGCACUCUUUUAGUGCCUUUAUGUUUUAAUUUGUCACCUGUGAAUACUGUUCAAAAGCUAAUGAGAGCAUUCACUUCAUAAAAAAGAUUUGGAUGCUUCAGUGUUAAAAUAUGUAAGAUCAGCCCUGAGCUUCUUUUGGAGUCGAAAAGUCUUUGUUUUGUUUACUAGCAUGUAUGUAUAAACAAUGUGUAUUACAGGGUUACAUUUUCAAGCAGGAUUAAGCAGUGCUAUGCACAUAUCCUCUAACCACAUGUAGAAAUACUGAUAGCCUUCUUACUCUGUCCUGUCUGCUUGCAAGGGAAUGCCUAAUGAUGUUGUUUUGUGGUUUUUUUUUUUAAUUAGUAAAAUUCACAUUUAUUCCAACAGAGCAAAAGCAAUCAGAUUCUAUUCCCUGCUGCUGCUUUCAGCUGUUUGCCUUGCAUAACUUAUACAGACACAAGAAUAUUGUGACAUUGUCUUUUCACAUGAUGAGAUUUUCAGUUUAUCAGGGCUAACCAAGUACUGGUACCUUUUUCUUAAGAAACAUCUUGAGCAUCUUUGUCUUGAGCUUUGCUAAUACACGCUUACAAAUAAAGAUGAUUUUUUUUAAUUAUUUUUUUUUUUGUACUGACAUAGGAUAUUGACACUCCACCACACUUCACUUUUACCUAGACUUUAGUGUGCAGAAGAUGGCAGAAGGAUGAUGCUCGUGGUAUCACUGGCUGAGAUAAGUAACAGUUAGCUCAGUCUCUGCUUCUAGUAGGGAUGAAGAAAUGUGAAGUUAGAGCAAUACACGUAGCUCGUCAGGGUACCUCUAAAGGUGCAAGAAUCAAGGCUCUGAAGCAAGACAACGAAGGAAAAAUCCAUCUGGGUUUGAAUGCUGACACUGAUCAAACGCGCAAUAAAAUGGAUGUGGAACCUCUGGGUAUCUCAUCUGCUCUAGCCAAACAACUUCCUUCUCCUCCCUUUGACGUACAUAGAUGUACAUUUCACUCCCCAAAGUUAUAUUCAGUCAUCUUGGUUUUUUUUUUUUUUAAAACAGCUGAUGCUAUGUUUUUUUAAUGUUGCUGUGAUAUAGCUGCCAAUAAUGCUGUCUGCCUAGUGCAUAACUUUAAUGAUCUUAUUAGUAGCAGGCCAAAGGUUUGUAUUAUGUGGUUUGGAAGAAUUUUGGAAUGCUGAUGUCUUCUGUCAAUGCCUAAUUUUUCCUGAAGGAGUCUGUAGUAAAAAUCUUUGUACAGGGCACUUCUAGCAAACCUGUAAAAGUGAAGCUGUAUGUGUGAAAGUGUACUUGUGAUAAGACCUGGGUUGUGAUUGCUGGCAGUCCAAUAUACUCAUGUCUUUGAAUAUUUUUACCAAUGUACUUCUUAACCAUUACUGGUGGGUAAGCACUUAAUUUUGAGUUGUCCCAUUCAAGUCUGAAACCUUAUGAAGGCAACAGGUUACACAGUUGGUCUUGUUUUGUUCAGUAGGAUCUAUUUUUAAAACUGUUUCUUGCCUUACUGUUGCAACCAUUCUCUUGAAUGUAUUUUGGGUUCUUAUUUUAAAUACAGUCAUAUCACUUUUGUUGCAGGGGCUGUGUAACUGAAUAAGCAGUAAUUACCUAUGUUCUAUGUGACAGUUAAUUGAAAACAGUUACUGCAAUGAAGGCCGGAAAAAAACACAGUGUAGACUGGUGGAAAAAAUACAAAAGCUAUUGCUAAAAUUCGAGUGGUGUAAACAACUCUGCUCAUGCUGAAUUGCAUCAUUCAGACCUGUUAGGGAGCCACUAAAGUUACUAUCGUGGUGAUUUAAUGUUUGCCCAUGAGGCUAAUUCUAUGCAGUUCAUCCACUAAGCACUGCUGCUGUAGUUAUUUGCAGUAAAUGCCAUAUACUGUGCUGCAAUCUGUGGGCAACUUGCUGCUUAAUAUCGGGUUUUACACUGAACUAGACCUGUGUGUGUACUUCUGUUUCGUUUGGGAAUGACCAGCAUAAAGAACAUAUUCGGUGCGGUCAUUUGCUUCUUCAGUGUUACAAUACUGUACCUAAAGCUUCUGUGGUUGUCUGUUUUCAUCGUUAACUGUUCUUUUAACUGACUGCACAGAUGAAAAAUAAAGUAACCAGACUUGAUAGGAUUAUUUGA
Molecule: messenger RNA, 4179 nt
Organism: Calidris pugnax (ruff)
Lineage: Eukaryota; Metazoa; Chordata; Aves; Charadriiformes; Scolopacidae
Gene: SMIM13
Product: small integral membrane protein 13
Exons: 2
Coding region: 389-658 (89 amino acids)
Source: RefSeq, a predicted model, not a curated record